AUGAGUUGGCGUGCACAGAUUUCCCGAAGCAUCCAGGAGCUACGCUUUGUUGCAUGUGAUACCUCACAAAGCAGUGCGGGCUUACGGACCUUCUUCCACAAGAAUUACAAUGAGCUCAAGAUGUUAAACCCACUUACACCUUUUGUAUAUCGUGAGGCAGAAGAGAUGGAGCCAUUUGUGUACGCACGCUUUGACUGGGGUGUGGAGAAGAAAGUUCCAGUACCUGGUAAGAGUGACAAGGAGAUUCUUGACGUGCUCAAGGGUCUUGUAGAUCAUGGUCUGACACUGCCGAAAUCACCCGAGAGUGAUAUUUUCGUUGCAGCUCCUAUCAUUGAAGCUGACAAGGGUGAAGAUGCUUACGAGCCUAUUAAUCUCACGUGGGACGGCAAGACGAUACGCCGUAAUCCGGACUUUGAUAUUCCGCUGGAAGAAGCACUGAAGCCUUGA
Peronospora belbahrii is the source of this 447-nucleotide messenger RNA. The record is from the annotation of a GenBank genome assembly. NCBI's taxonomy places the organism in Eukaryota, Oomycota, Peronosporomycetes, Peronosporales, Peronosporaceae.